AUGUCGUCUGCCGCUGUACACGAAGCUGGAAUCAAGCCAUUCUUCGAGCAACGUAUCCAAGAUACAGAGAUUGAAAUCAACUCGAAGACGCAGAAUCUACGCCGUCUUGAAGCUCAGAGAAACUCUCUAAAUUCCAAAGUUCGUCUGCUGAAGGAUGAGCUCAAACUCCUCCAAGAACCAGGCUCCUACGUCGGCGAGGUGAUCAAGCCUUUGAGCAAGAAGAAAGUGCUGGUGAAGAUUCAUCCAGAGGGGAAAUACAUUGUGGACUUGUCACCUGAUAUUGACGUGAAGGAUAUCAAGGCAUCAUUGAGGGUUUGCCUCAAGUCUGAUUCGUAUCUCUUGCACAAGAUAUUACCGAACAAAGUUGAUCCGUUGGUGAGUUUAAUGAUGGUGGAGAAAGUGCCGGAUUCGACGUAUGAUAUGGUUGGUGGAUUGACCAAACAGAUCAAGGAGAUUAAGGAAGUUAUUGAGUUACCAGUGAAGCAUCCAGAGUUGUUUGAAUCUCUAGGUAUUGCACAGCCAAAAGGUGUAAUCCUUUAUGGGCCUCCUGGUACAGGUAAGACAUUGCUGGCUAGAGCUGUGGCUCAUCAUACGGACUGUAAGUUCAUCAGAGUCUCCGGUUCUGAACUGGUUCAAAAAUAUAUCGGUGAAGGUUCAAGAAUGGUUAGAGAGCUAUUCGUCAUGGCUAGAGAACAUGCUCCUUCCAUUAUCUUUAUGGAUGAAAUCGACUCCAUCGGCUCUUCAAGAGUUGAAGGUUCCAGUGGUGGUGACUCCGAAGUGCAAAGAACAAUGUUGGAGUUGUUGAAUCAAUUGGAUGGGUUUGAGAACUCCAAGGAUAUUAAAAUCAUCAUGGCAACUAACAGACUGGAUAUCUUGGAUCCUGCUCUCUUAAGACCGGGAAGAAUUGAUAGAAAGAUUGAGUUCCCCGCCCCAACUGUUGCCGCAAGAACAGAAAUAUUGAGAAUCCACUCAAGGGCGAUGAACUUGACAAGAGGUAUAAACUUGAGAAAGAUUGCAGAAAAGAUGAAUGGCUGCUCAGGUGCUGAUGUGAAAGGUGUUUGUACGGAGGCUGGUAUGUACGCAUUGAGAGAACGUAGAAUCCACGUUACACAAGAAGAUUUUGAACUUGCAGUGGCAAAGGUUAUGAACAAGAACGACGAAGCACAAGUCUCCGUGGCAAAGCUCUACAAAUAG
Molecule: messenger RNA, 1194 nt
Organism: Williopsis jadinii
Lineage: Eukaryota; Fungi; Ascomycota; Saccharomycetes; Phaffomycetales; Wickerhamomycetaceae
Gene: RPT6
Product: proteasome regulatory particle base subunit RPT6
Exons: 1
Coding region: 1-1194 (397 amino acids)
Biological process (GO): proteasome-mediated ubiquitin-dependent protein catabolic process
Cellular component (GO): proteasome regulatory particle, base subcomplex
Molecular function (GO): ATP binding; proteasome-activating activity; ATP hydrolysis activity
Source: RefSeq, a predicted model, not a curated record